AUGGCGACAACGACUUCCAUCACAAAUACCUACCGCAUGGGCUACUCCGAUGCCAUCAUAAAGUUCAUGGAUGCCCGCGGCGCGGACACAGAGGCCUUUCCCCUCAUGCCUCAUCUUCAGCCGACAGACAGGAUACUUGACCUGGGGUGCGGACCAGGCAGCAUCACAGUUGGUCUCGCUCCCAAAGUUGCCUCCGUGGUAGCUCUGGAUGUAUCCGGCGUCAGCAUCGACAUGACACGCAGACGCGUAGAGCAAAUGAGAGAAGCCGGGUCUUUGACCGCCCCAGACGCCGCAAAGAUUACCUGUCUUCAGGCAGACGUCCUCGCGGGGCUUCCUUUCGAGUCACACACAUUUGACGUCAUCUACGCCAGCCAGGUCUUUGUUCACCUCACGGGACCAGGACAGGCUGCUCGCGCAAUGGCUGAAGUGCGAAGAGUCCUCAAAAGUGGUGGCAUAUUGGCCACGCGUGAUGCUGCAGAGUCAUUCUACUAUCCGCGGCAUUCAAACCUGUGGGAUAUAUGGGGUAGCAAGAUGAAUAGAGCACUUCUGGGGCACGACGCCAAGUUCGUAGCAGACGGUAAGCCUGGGGGGCCGGAUAUGAUGCCCCGGCUGUAUCGAGAGUCUGGUUUCGAGCCACAAAAGAUCAAAGUUACGUCUGGGCUGCCUUGGGUGUUUUCUGGGAGGACAGGUCGGGAGUGGUGUGUCAAUAACUGGACUGAAAAGAUGGAUGACCCGUCACUUCUUGAUAAGUGGGUUGCUGCUGGAGUGACUGAUGAGCACAAGAAAGUUGCCAAAAAGGCAUUGGCAGACUGGCUAGACAACGAGGAUGCAUAUAUGAUGGUUACACACUGCGAUAUACUUGGGUGGAAAUGA
Colletotrichum spaethianum is the source of this 873-nucleotide messenger RNA. RefSeq names its product putative methyltransferase. The record is from RefSeq and is a predicted model, not a curated record. The transcript has a single exon. NCBI's taxonomy places the organism in Eukaryota, Fungi, Ascomycota, Sordariomycetes, Glomerellales, Glomerellaceae. Bases 1 to 873 code for a protein of 290 amino acids. Gene Ontology annotation, molecular function: S-adenosylmethionine-dependent methyltransferase activity.